This is a messenger RNA of Penaeus monodon (black tiger shrimp), 1397 nucleotides long. It is a transcript of the gene Dh31-R, whose product is annotated as calcitonin gene-related peptide type 1 receptor-like. NCBI's taxonomy places the organism in Eukaryota, Metazoa, Arthropoda, Malacostraca, Decapoda, Penaeidae. Gene Ontology annotation, cellular component: plasma membrane. The record is from RefSeq and is a predicted model, not a curated record. Gene Ontology annotation, molecular function: calcitonin receptor activity. Gene Ontology annotation, biological process: adenylate cyclase-modulating G protein-coupled receptor signaling pathway; cell surface receptor signaling pathway.
UACAGCCACACACACCUCUCGCGCCAAAGCUCGAUAUGUCUCUGUGAGCUUCGAGUUAUGAAAUUUGGAUUUCAUUUGUGCUAAUAUCCGUGAUACGUUUACGUUUUCUUAAAAUAAUGCCUGGACUUUGAGUAUUCUCAUUUACAGAAAAUCGUUGUGUUGACAAUAGUUCGUUUUCAAAGGAGCUGCGGCGGUAAUCUCUGUGUUCUAAGAAACUCACUUCGGUAUUUCAUAUAAAUCACAGAAGGUUUCAUGAUUGGUAUUUAACCCGCCUAUGUUUAACAUUGCAAAUAUGCCGCCACCAAGAACACCCCAAGGCACGUAGCAUUAUAAUGAGUGACAUAGGAGUGAAUACAUAAUAGACGACUAAAUGGAAGAGAAUGAAGAAGAGGGCAUGAUGGAUGGCUUCACGGCAGAGGACAUGGGCCUCUCCGGCAGCAACAGCACGGAAGGCGCGGCCGGGAGCGAGCCUAUCCUUGGAGACGCCGAAGAAAUUGGAAGGAGGGAGAAAGCGUGCGAGGAGCUGCACACGCAAAUGCCUCUGCCCGACCCCGCUCUCGGCCCCUACUGUCCACGCACAUUUGACGGCUGGUCAUGUUGGAAUGACACGCCGGCUGGAACAAGAGCCUUCGUCCAGUGUCCAGAUUUUAUCCCAGGAUUUGAUCCAGAUCGUAAAGGCCAUAAGGACUGCGAAGAAGGAGGACAAUGGUUUUCUGAUCCGCGAACAAAUCGAACUUGGUCCAAUUACACCACCUGCGUGGAUAUGAGCGUCCUAAAGUUCCAUCAAGGAGUUAACACCGUCUACAUUUCCGGAUACUCAGUAUCACUCAUUGCACUCUGCAUUUCACUCUUCAUCUUCUUUUACUAUAAAUCACUCAACUGCAAAAGAGUAACCAUUCAUAAGAAUUUAUUUCUUAGCUUCAUCAUCAACAACAGUAUGUGGCUGAUGUGGUUUUUCUUUGUGGUCAAUGACCCGGCUGUCGUCAACAAGAAUGGAACCGGAUGUCAAGUGUUGCACGUGUUCCUCCACUACUUCAUGGUGUCCAACUAUUUCUGGAUGUUCUGCGAGGGCCUGUACCUGCACACGCUGCUCGUGGUGGCUUUCGUAGCCGAGGACAAGAUCAUGAAAUGGUUCUACCUGCUCGGCUGGGGCGCCCCCGCCGUGUGCGCCGUCGCCUACGGCGUCGCGCGGGGAAGCGACGCCGAGCGGAGCAUGCACUGCUGGAUGGAAGAUAGCGAUUACAACUAUAUCCUCAAUGUUCCUGUGGUGGUCUCCAUGCUGCUUAAUCUGUUCUUCCUUGUCAAUAUCGUACGAGUCCUUGUCACCAAACUGAGAGCUGUCAACACUGCCCCUCAUACCAACUCGACCAAAAAGGCUGUUCGAGCGACCCUCAUUC